CGUAAUGUAUAUUUUUAUAACACUUAUAAUUGUUGUAUUAAUUUUGAUUAUUAAUCUUCAACUUAAACAUUAUAGUAAUUUAAAUAACAUACCAGGACCGUCUAGUUUAGAACUUCUCAAAGUUUUCUUAUUUUCCAAAUCAAAUUCAGAUGUUACAAAAUACUUUAGAUCUAUUUUUAAUAAGUAUGGCCCCGUUGUUAAAAUAUGGAUAAAACCUUUUCGCCCAAUGAUAGCAGUUUGCGAUAAACGAUAUUUCGAACAAAUUCUAUCCUCAAAAGAUCAUGUUCAUCGCACACCUGCCUAUAAGCUGUUUGAUGCUAUGUUUGGAAAUAGCAUAGUCACAGAACAUGAUAUCCCACGUUGGAAAUCAAACAGAAAAGUAAUAUCAUAUGCAUUUUCAAAAAAGGCUUCUAUGAAUAAUUCAGAAAUAAUUCGUUAUCACAGCGAAAAAUUAGGAGAAUAUUUAGAAUCUAACGAAAACGUUGUAAUCGAUUGUCAAACGAUUUUAACCCGUUUUACUUUGCAAGUUAUGGUUGGGUUUUUAAUGAAGGAAGAUAUUAGUGAUAAACCCCAAGUUUCAGAAAAAAUUAUCAAAUCAUUAGAAACUUAUCAAAAAAUUUAUUUGGAAAGGGUAUAUUCGCUUUAUAAAAUCAACAACUUUAUGUUUCAAUUCACAAAGAGUUACAAAACAUGGAUUACGUCAGCUUUAAAUGUAAAAAACACCGUCGAUGAAAUUAUACAAAAACAAAUAAUUGUUAGAAAAUCGCAAGAAAAACAUAUUGAGAAAAUGGAUUGUUUUGAUAUUUUACGAUUUCACGGGUUUGAGCAUAACCAUAUUCUUAGUGAAUUAAAAACUCUUAUUAUGGCUGGUUAUGAAACAACAGCGCAAGUUCUUAGUUUUGUUUUUUAUGAAGCAGCUAAACGAGAAGAUGUCCAACAAAAAAUAUUCGAAGAAUACAUUUCUAUUUUAGGUGAUGACGGGAAAAUAAAUUCUGAUAACUUAAACGAACUCAAAUUUACGGAAAGUUUUAUUAAAGAGUGUAUGAGAUUGUAUCCACCUGCUCCACAAUUUCAGCGACGAAUUAAAUCUCCCAUCACCAUUGGUGAAGUUACAAUUCCUCAAGGAACCGACGUUUUAUUUAACACUUACGAAAUGCAUCUUUCAAGUGAUAAUUACAAAAACCCAUUGGAAUUAAUUCCCGGAAGAUUCCUUCCUGAAAAUGUUAAUGAAAUCGAUCCGUUUUCUUUCGCUCCAUUUUGUGUUGGUCCAAGAGAUUGUAUAGGAAGAAAAUUUGCAAUGAUAGAAAUGAAGUAUAUCACUUCCCACAUAAUUGGAAAUUUUAUUCUUCGCCACCCAAAGCACAAAAUGCAAUUGGGUAUUGAGAUUACAUUAAAAAGCGAAUCCGGGUUACCUGUUAUAUUUAAGAAAAGAAAUUAAAAAUAUAAAAUAAUAAUUG
Onthophagus taurus is the source of this 1457-nucleotide messenger RNA. The record is from RefSeq and is a predicted model, not a curated record. NCBI's taxonomy places the organism in Eukaryota, Metazoa, Arthropoda, Insecta, Coleoptera, Scarabaeidae.